AUGGAUAACAUUAGUAUGUACAGUAUUGGAAGUGGUUCUGGCAUAAACCCAGAACCUGAGGUUGAUAAUAUCCAUAGUGAACAUCAGAGACCUCAUCUUAGAGUUCAUACAAGAGCUAAGCUUAUAAGUGACGCAAUUGAAAUGUCGAAAACAUCAUCAUAUCGUAGAAAUGUGUAUUCGAAGAUUUCAAGUCGUUUAUAUCGUAAUGUCGAGAGGGAUGGGAUUCAAGCUGAAGCUAACAGAGCAUUAAUGAGAAAAGAUUGUUUUCAAGCAAAUUAUAAUGAUUAUAUUCCCUCGGAUUUUGAUAAAGAUGCUAAUGAGAGGGACAGGCUGUUGAAUAUUCCAUUUGAUGAUCGUAUUGCCUAUGGAACUAGUCAGGAAAAAACUUUUUCCUUAGGAAAUGUUAGGGUGCCUUUAGACUAUUUGAACUCUAGUUCAAGUCUUAAUCUUAACUUAACCAGCAGUUUCGUCAGAUCUAAUAUCACGUUUAAUACUAACCAGUUCAGUAUUAAUACAAGUAAUCAAUCAAUUUCACAUCCUUCAAACUCGAAACUUGAUAGCAACAUUUCGGUUAAUCAAUCCAGUAUUGGUAAUAUAGUAGAUCAAUCGAGUAUUAAUACUAGUAAUAUAACAGAUCAGUCUAGUAUUGGUAAUGUGAUAGAACAAUCAAGUAUUGGAAGCAGUAAUGUUAUAGAACAGGCAAGUAUUGAUUAUGUUGGAUCUGAAGAUAAUAGAUUAGUUCCAGAAUCUCAAGGUUUAAUAAUCAGUAACAUGGAUUCCUCCAUUCAACAAUCUACAAAGAGUAUGAAGAGUGGAUUAGUGGAUCAAACGAGUAUAGGAAGUAGAAGUGAUAAUGUGAUAGUGGAUUUGAUAAGGAAUGGUAUGAGUCCAGGUGAGGUAGCGAAAUUAUCUGAUGUGUUUCAACAUCCAAGUUGUUUCCGAAGUGUUUCAGGCUCAAUAAUACCGUGGCUACAAAAGCAACUAAAAUCUGGAUACUGGAAUAAUAACUCAUCACUAUUUAUACUAUGUUUAACAAUGGCCCUAUCAGUAGGCAGUGUUGAGACAAUAUUUAAGUUAAACUCAACUUGGCGAGGAUUGAUAUUUUUGGUCACAUAUUUAAUUGCAUAUCUGUUCAUAGUACAGCCAAUGUUAUGUUUUGAGCUUGGAGUGGGUCAGCUAUUUCGAUGUAGUCCAUUUGAGGUUUUUGAUAAGCUUUUUCCAGGCAUGGGUGGAGUUGGGGUUGCUAUGGUAAUUCUAUGUUUACUAUCAGCAUGCAUAGCUUCAUCUCGUACUUCAGCGGAAUACCUGAUUUAUUUUAUAAACGUGUUUAAGAAUAAUAUGAUUUGGGACUUGAGUGUGGCUGAUAUUGACCAGUGUGCAGCCAUUGCUACAAAUGCUUUAGAGUGUAAUAAGUUAAAUCCACUCUGUUACAUGGUAAACGGUCAAUGUAAAGCUAAUAAGCUUGGGAAAGCCUAUACAGCUUAUCAAACCUUAUUUGACAAUGUUGACGUGGAUAUUAAUAAAAUCGAUUUCAGACUAGUGAUUGGGAUAUCAGUAACAUAUUUAUUUGUUUUCAUUUUACACAUGAUUGGAUUGACAAAUUUUACUUUUUUCGCCUUCAUUUUAGUGUUGGUGAUCUUCUUUCUAUCACAUGCACAGUUGUAUUUCAGUAUGUUACUAGAUGGUUCCACCAGCUUUGUAUUAGACUCAAUUACCAAAAUAGACUACAGCUUACUGUAUAAAAAUUCAAGGCUUUGGUCCCACUCAGUACGUUGUUGCAUUUAUGAAUAUGUUAUUGGGAAUGGAAUUUACUCAACACUUGCAAGUAAAUCUAGAAUCGGUUAUGAUUUAUCACUCGAAGCCGUAGGAGUUGGCUUUUUAUCUGGUUACAUCACUUCCCUUCAAUUCGUUUCAGCUUUGGCUAUUGUUGGUUACUUUAGUGUCUUUUUAUACAGAGCACCAACUGAUAUUUUAUGGAUGCUAGAACAGGAUACUUCAUUUAUUCUAUUACCAUUGGGGUUUAUAGCAACUCAUAAUAUGGAACGUACCUUGUUGGUGUUACAAUUUUGUUGUUGUUUUAUACUGGUUGCUUUCACUAUAUCAAUCCAAGUUGAGGUGAUUUUAAGUACAUUAUCCAGAUUCCUCAAGUGUAAACGUGUUUACAUUAUAGGAACUUUGUGCUUGCUAUUAAUAGUUGUGUGUAUCCCACUGUGUAAUAGGAAUGGGAAAAGAGUGAUUUGGUUUUUAGAAAUUGCUGUGGGAGAUUUAGGACGUGUUUUCAUGGUUUUGAUGACUUGUAUUGUCAUUGGCUGGUUUCACAAUGUUAAAUAUCAAACUGAUAGAAUCGGUGGGUUCUCAGUUUAUAUUUUCAACGCUACUUUCUGGCUCUUUAAUAUCUCAGCAUCUCUUGGCGAAUUAUUAGAUGAAACUUUACCUUUAUAUCUUUGGUGGAUUGUACGUCUUGUUGGCAUUAUAAUAGCAACCACUUUGUCACUCAUUUCCUACUAUUUCACUGAUAAACCCAAUGUUAAAGCCGUUGAUAGGGUUAACGCUAGUAGUACUACUGUAAAUAGUGUGAAUAAUACUAAUCCCAGUGUUGUUAGGAAUAGGUUAUCUGUAUCCGAAGUAUUGUAUAUAUUGUUUAUUGGGAAUAUUGAAGGUUAUAGAUUUGAGAUUAAGAGAAUCAGUCCUAUGAAUAGAACUAAUAACAUUUGUUGGUCUGUUGUUUGGUCAAUUGCUAUCAAGUGGAUUUCAUGCUGCUUACUGUCAAACUCUUUGGCUGACAUUGUCGAGGAAAUCAUCUCAGCUGAACGUGUUCAACAUAAUAUUCACACCAUUCCUUACAACUACAAGGUUAUUACUAUACUUCUCUGGCUCUUUCUCAUACUCAUCAUCAUACUCUAUCCCAUCAUCAAGAGAAAACUGUUUCGCGGUCAUUUUGGUGUUGGAAUUGACUUGUGUGAGUUGCCGUCAUAUCCAUCAAACAAGUAUCAUUACAAAUUCACUCCAAAGAAACUUUUCAAGGAACUAUUCUAA
This is a messenger RNA of Theileria parva strain Muguga, 3036 nucleotides long. Its product is annotated as Sodium:neurotransmitter symporter family protein. Gene Ontology annotation, biological process: sodium ion transmembrane transport. NCBI's taxonomy places the organism in Eukaryota, Apicomplexa, Aconoidasida, Piroplasmida, Theileriidae. Bases 1 to 3036 code for a protein of 1011 amino acids. The transcript has 3 exons. Gene Ontology annotation, cellular component: membrane. The record is from RefSeq and is a predicted model, not a curated record.